Myotis davidii is the source of this 1762-nucleotide messenger RNA. It is a transcript of the gene CCR4, whose product is annotated as chemokine (C-C motif) receptor 4. Gene Ontology annotation, biological process: immune response; G protein-coupled receptor signaling pathway; chemotaxis. Gene Ontology annotation, cellular component: membrane. The transcript has a single exon. Bases 76 to 1161 code for a protein of 361 amino acids. Gene Ontology annotation, molecular function: C-C chemokine receptor activity. The record is from RefSeq and is a predicted model, not a curated record. Lineage: Eukaryota; Metazoa; Chordata; Mammalia; Chiroptera; Vespertilionidae.
UCUUGUUUGCCCUUCUCCUCAUUAGCUUCCUCUGGUUGGCCUCAGGUCUGCCUUGAGGAGCCCGUCGAUUUGAAAAUGAACGUCACAGGUACAACAGACCCCACCCUCACGGAUGAAAGCAUCUACAGCAUUUACUAUCAUGAUGACAAUUUCCCCGAGCCUUGCACCAAAGAAGGCGUCAAGAAAUUUGGGGGUCUCUUCCUGCCUCCUCUCUACACCUUGGUCUUUCUGUUUGGGCUGCUGGGAAACUCCAUGGUGGUUCUGGUCCUGUUCAAGUACAAGCGGCUCAGGUCCAUGACGGAUGUGUACCUGCUCAACCUUGCCAUCUCGGACCUGCUCUUCGUGCUCUCCCUUCCUUUCUGGGCCUACUACGCGGCAGACCAGUGGGUUUUCGGACUAGGUCUCUGCAAGAUUAUUUCCUGGAUCUACCUGGUAGGCUUCUACAGUGGCAUCUUCUUCAUCAUGCUCAUGAGCAUCGAUAGAUACCUGGCGAUCGUGCAUGUGGUGUUUUCCCUGAGAGCCAGGACCGUGACUUACGGGGUCAUCAUCAGCUUGGCCACGUGGUCAGUGGCUGUCUUCGUCUCCCUGCCAGGCCUUCUGUUCAGCACUUGCUACACAGAGCGCAACCAUACCUACUGCAAAACCAAGUACUCGUUCAACUCCACGCAGUGGAAGGUCCUCAGCUCCCUGGAGAUCAACGUUCUAGGCCUGGUGAUCCCCUUGGGGAUCAUGCUGUUUUGCUACUCCAGGAUCAUCAGGACCCUGCAGCACUGCAAAAACGAGAAGAAGAACAAGGCGGUGAAGAUGAUCUUUGCCGUGGUGGUCCUCUUCCUGGGGUUCUGGACGCCGUACAACGUGGUGCUCUUCCUGGAGACGCUGGUGGAGCUGGAGGUACUCCAAGACUGCACCUUUGAGAGGCACCUGGACUACGCCAUGCAGGCCACAGAGACGCUGGCUUUCGUCCACUGCUGCCUGAACCCCGUCAUCUAUUUCUUCCUGGGGGAGAAAUUCCGCAAGUACAUCAUCCAGCUUCUCAAAACCUGCAGGGGCUCUUUCGUGCUCUGCAAGCACUGCGGGCUCCUCCAGAAUUACUCCCCCGACGCCCCCAGCUCAUCUUACACGCAGUCCACCAUGGAUCACGAGCUGCACGACGCGCUGUAAACCAUGGAAAUGCACCACCACCACCAAAAUAACAGAGUUAAUAUCCUUACCAAGUUAAAAGUUUACCUACAAUUGUAUCCUAGGAAGAGUUCCCCGAGCGGGGGUGAGGGAGAAGAUGUACAUCCACUGCAGAAAGUGGGGCUUCUCGCCCUGCGGUCAGCUGUCCUCUUGCCACGUACAAGUUCAAUGCGGCAAGAGUUCACGCGGCCCGCACCAGGCUGGCCUGCGCGACCGGUUAACCUGAGGAGAUUUCUGAGCAGUGUUUCAAAGAGAAACAAUAUUGGAAGACAUUCAUUCCCUUCUGACCUGGACAGAUGGGGUUCUCCUGAGGGAAGAGAAGAGAAUUGACUGGUGGCGUAAAUCGCUACUUUCUGCUGAGGGAAAUGGGCUCUUCCAUGAAUUUCUAGCUUUUGCAGAAAAAUAUAGAAAACUUUGACAGGCUGUGCCAGUGUUUUUUUCUGAUAGCAUAUCUGAAGCCAGGUAUAUGUGGAAAUGAAUAGCGAAGUCAUGAACGGAGAUCUUGAUUCUUUGAAUGUAAAGGAUUGUUUGUUAGUGGAAGCCGAACUUUUUACGCUGAUUCCAAGUAGAAAGAGAUGAAGGC